AUGGCGACUCGCUUAGCGAAGCCCAGUCCCAUGGGCGGAGCUCACACCUCUGGAAUUUACGCUGAUAUGACAGUGGACGGGCCUGAAAUUGGGACGCUUGUUGCUGUCUUUGAUCGGGCUAAGAAUCUACCAAACAGAAGGAGUAUGGGAAAACAAGACCCGUAUUGUGCUGCCAGACUUGGAAAAGAAGCGAAGAAGACAAACACGGAUAGACGAGGAGGUCAGACACCAAGAUGGGACCAGGAACUCCGCUUCACCGUACACGAUUCCAUCGACUACCAGACCCUCAAAGUCUCAAUAUUCAAUGAUGACAAGAAGACGGAAUUGAUUGGUGAAACAUUCGUCAGUCUAGGAGACGUCAUUAUACCAGGCGGUGGAAAGAGUGAUAUAUGGCAUGGCUUGAAUUGCAAGGGCCGCUAUGCUGGCGAAAUUCGCAUUGAGCUCACCUACUAUGACACUCGCCCAAAGCCGGAGAAGGUUGUACAACCUAGGCGAGAGGCCAUGAGGAACGCAGCAGCAGAGCGCCAAGGCGCUCCAAUGAAUGGACCUCGAGAUGCUGCACCUGUAAAACGAAGACCUUUGCCAGCGAACCCUGUUACUGGUACUCCUUCGCCCUCUGGGUCGAUUGAGCGCCCGGUCCCGUCACCACAGAACGGUCCCCGAGGCCUACCAUCCGCACCACGACCACAAUCUCACUAUGCUCUCCCUGACACAGUUCCUGCACCAAAGCGCCAUACCUUCUACGAGCAGACAGAGAACAAUCGACAGCUACCAGAGCUUGCUGCCAGUCCUCGAGCUCACCAUGCCGUGCAUAGCAGCCAGCCAGACCUACAUAUGCCCAGUGAAACACAACAGUCAUACAGACCUUCACAGCGGAGCCAUGGCCGUGAUAUGUAUGUAGCACAGCCGGUCGACGCAACGCAUGCUCUACCGGCACAUUCCACACGUCCACAGAGCUACAUGGACCUACCACAUGCCAACUCUGCGCCUACGGUCCCCACUGUCCAUGAGAGGAGAAGCUUGAAUCACGCACACUCCGAAGACUACACUCAUCGUCAGGGCUCAACUCCAGCUGACGAGUAUCACAGCCCACACAAUCGUCAUCAGAGCCCAUUAUACCAGCAUGAACCAGAACCGGAAAUACCCAACUGGAGCAAAGGCUACGAGGAAAUUACCCAGCAGAAUCCUUUCUAUAACUCGGAAGACGCAAGACAACACAUGCAGCCUACCGUCGAAGAUGAGCUCGAUGUACCGCCGCCCCCUCCGGUACACAGAAGCAGCGCACCUGCAAUCUAUCAAGCUGAGCAGCAGCAGUACGCUCCCGAUUAUCAUGCCGAAAUGGCACCAGCACCACUUCGACUAUCAACCAGCCGUGACGACAUGCAACGGGAUCCAUAUGGCACAAUGUCUUCUCACAACAGCGACUACAAUGGGAAUUCUCCAUACGAACGGCGCUAUACACAGCCUCGCGAGCGCCCCGUGUCACGUGACACAUCGCAACCCUCGCCAUUGCGGAAUGAACUUCCUUCAAGCUUAGUGCCGGCUGGUAAUCGAGCAAGGCAAGACAAAAGGAUGAGCAUUCGAGGCCUGACUCCAAGUGUCUCUCCUCAGAUCCAGCCUUAUCAGUCGAUGACACAUGACACACCUCUGCAUCAGCAGCAGCAUGUUUCUCCACAGGACUACCAAACGCCCCCGAACAUGGCCUACCAGACUCCACCAUCAUAUUCCUUCGCCCACGAAGAACCUUCAGGACAGCGAUCUCACUAUAGCGCCUCUCCCACUAAUACUCAAUACCUUCCUACAGAAGUCCCACCAAUGAUCAAACCUCGAGCUGUGAGUCCUGGAAUUCCGAGUGAUCCACGCACAGGCCGCAAUAACUCUCGAAACAUGGUUCCUAGGAAGUCGGUGUCUCCACAACCGCCGACUGAUCGUGAGCGACGGCUUUCUGCCGUUCCUUUUGGCCCAGACGACUUCGAUGCGUUUAACCCGAACACGCCAGGGUCUUCAAGGAGCAUCGCUGGAGGCGCCUCAAGCUCGGCAGAGGACGGUUCCAAAGAAUCCAAUGGUCCCAUUAUUGGAUUCGACGGCCGCGUCAUCGACCCAUCUGACCAUCUACCAGUCGAGAGCUAUGCUCCUGAGCCCGAAGCGAAAGGAGUGCAGAAUAGUACUCCAACUCGCGACCGUGAGCGUCUCACUGGUGCCCGUGGAAUCGGCCGUCGCAGUGAUAUCGCCCCAUCGAGUGCCAUGUCUUCAUCCCUCGUUCUCCACGAUUCCUCUGCGCCUACUACACCAAACUCGAAUGGCCGCAACCGGUUGCACAAGCCGCGUCCAGGAGAAUACAGCGCGUCAGGGACCCCCAAUUCCGCGCCCAACAGCGGUCUGCGAGACGCUGGGCACCAUACCCAGUACAGUCCUAGUCCAUACGCAGUAGGCGUGAGGAGAGAUGCAGGCAACAGACAGCCACAACCGCCGCCAAUCCCCGCGAAAAUCCCUCUCGGACACGGUGACGAUCUAGCAAGGCUGAGCGAGGAGAUGAGCCGGAUUGAUAUCGGGGCUGGCAAUGGCCUACGGGAUAGAUUUGUCGUUGCGUAA
Pseudovirgaria hyperparasitica is the source of this 2592-nucleotide messenger RNA. RefSeq lists its product as uncharacterized. NCBI's taxonomy places the organism in Eukaryota, Fungi, Ascomycota, Dothideomycetes, Acrospermales, Acrospermaceae. Bases 1 to 2592 code for a protein of 863 amino acids. The transcript is spliced from 3 exons. The record is from RefSeq and is a predicted model, not a curated record.